AUGGCACCCCGGGCAGACCCGGGGGCAGGACGAGCCCUGCACAGUGGGAUCGGCCGGGCCGUCCGGCAGGAGGUAACGGUGCUGCGGUACCGGCGGGAGGCCCCGACGUCCUGGCAGGACUCGUGCCCGUACGCAGCCCCAUCGGAUCCGCUCGGCUCCACCGGGACGGCCGUGACCCGCUCCGGAGCCGCGUGUGCUCCGCCGCAUACGCCCUCUGUGAGAAAAACCCACUGCAGCGGCAGGAAGCACAAAGAGAACGUGAAAGAUUACUACCAGAAAUGGAUGGAGGAGCAAGCCCAGAGCCUCAUUGACAAGACGACGGCUGCGUUUCAGCAAGGGAAGAUCCCGCCGUCGCCGUUCUCGGCGCCGCCUCCCGGGGGAGCCAUGAUUCCGCCCCCUCCCAGCAUCCCUGGCCCGCCACGGCCUGGGAUGAUGCCAGCCCCUCACAUGGGUGGACCUCCGAUGAUGCCAAUGAUGGGUCCUCCCCCGCCAGGGAUGAUGCCAGUAGGGCCGGCUCCAGGGAUGAGGCCGCCCAUGGGAGGACACAUGCCAAUGAUGCCGGGGCCUCCGAUGAUGAGACCGCCAUCCAGGCCCAUGAUGGUGCCAACCAGGCCAGGAAUGACCCGUCCGGACAGAUAAAGGUGGAAAGGGAGCUACGCUUCUCUCUUUGCAUUAUGAUCUACCGUACGAUAAAAAGGCAUAGACCUAGAUCCCUAGGAUUUGUAUUAAAACAGUGUGCAGAGGAGAUCUGCUGCUGCCUCGCAUUGCAGAAGAUCUGACCUAUGUGCAC
Molecule: messenger RNA, 790 nt
Organism: Tinamus guttatus (white-throated tinamou)
Lineage: Eukaryota; Metazoa; Chordata; Aves; Tinamiformes; Tinamidae
Source: RefSeq, a predicted model, not a curated record